AUGACUAUCGCGAUCAAAGACUCGGCGCCGAAGGUCCCGACGCAAAGUCCUUUCGGACCUUCACACGAGGCCGCAGGAACCCUUCCUGAUUUGGUCCUCAUUACCGCAGAUAAGGUAGCGUUCUAUACCCACCGCCGUCGUCUAUCCCAUGCAUCUAGCAACUCGUUUGGCGGCCUUCUAUUCGACACAUCUGACGCCAUCCACGUGCCAGAGUCAGGAACAUGCAUCGACCUUGCCCUACGCAUCAUGUACGGCUUUCCUUGCGCCCAGCUCGUUCCCGCUCUCGAGGACAUAGUGGAUGCAGUCGCCGCGCUCACCAAGUAUGGCAUCUCCGUUCAGAAGCUCGCUGCGCCCUUUCUUUCACUGUAUCAACUCAUUCUCGCUUAUGCCCCGCACCGUUCGAUCGAGGUAUACGCACUCGCGGGUCAUUAUGGGCUUGAGGAGCUUGCUGUUGCAGUUUCCUCGCAUCUGCUCGCAUAUGACACCUCGAUGCUCUCCGACGAGCUCUCUAUCGAGAUGGGCCCUAUUUACAUUCGCCGACUGUUCGAAUUGCACGCGCAUCGCAGGAAUGCGCUGAGGAACAUCGUCUUGAGGCUCCCGACUAUGCAUCCCAGGACGAACGAGUGCACGGAAGACACGCAAUGGCAGCUGACGCAGGCCUGGGCAUAUGCUGCUGCGGAGAUCGUGUGGGAGGCGUUACCAAGCAUGUCACCAUGCGCGUUGCAGUCGGCAUUCGAGAAGAAUGGAACGUUGAUCAAGUGCCGCGACUGCCGAGAGAUGCUUCACAACGGGAUACAGGAAGCGAUGUACGAGUGGUCUUCCGUGAGGAGCACUAUCUAA
Dichomitus squalens LYAD-421 SS1 is the source of this 840-nucleotide messenger RNA. RefSeq lists its product as uncharacterized. The transcript has 3 exons. Bases 1 to 840 code for a protein of 279 amino acids. The record is from RefSeq and is a predicted model, not a curated record. Lineage: Eukaryota; Fungi; Basidiomycota; Agaricomycetes; Polyporales; Polyporaceae.